Molecule: messenger RNA, 9851 nt
Organism: Loxodonta africana (African savanna elephant)
Lineage: Eukaryota; Metazoa; Chordata; Mammalia; Proboscidea; Elephantidae
Gene: CAMSAP1
Product: calmodulin regulated spectrin associated protein 1
Exons: 13
Coding region: 3902-7879 (1325 amino acids)
Biological process (GO): cytoplasmic microtubule organization; neuron projection development; negative regulation of microtubule depolymerization
Cellular component (GO): microtubule minus-end
Molecular function (GO): microtubule minus-end binding; spectrin binding; calmodulin binding
Source: RefSeq, a predicted model, not a curated record
AGAAAUUGGGGAUGAUGUGCUUGUACUUGAAGGAGCCCUGGUGGUGCAAAUGGCUAAGUGCUCGGCUGCUAACUGAAAAGUCGGCUGUUCAAACCUAUCCAGUGGUUCCGUGAGAGAAAGACCUGGUGAUCUGCUUCCAUAAAGAUUACAGCCUAGAAAACCCUAUGGGGCAGUUCUACUCUGUCACACGGGGUCACCAUGAGUGGGAGUCAGUGUGGUAGAGCCUGACAACAACCACCACCACGUGCUUACAUUUAAGCCGCAUUUUAUCUAAUGGGAGAACUUUACUUUGAAAGUGUUUGUGUAAUGUAUUCGAGGAUUUUUUACUUUACGAGUGUCCUAGAAUGGUUACGGUUUUGUAAAUCCUGAUAGGAUUGAUUGAAAACGUCUAGAACGUAGUUUGCAGAUGGGAAAAUUAACGCAAAAUCCAUCUUCUUUACAAACUGUUUACGAACAGCUCCUGUGUGCGUAGUUUGGUGGCAAGGCAGUGACAGUGUGAGUGGGUGGUAGCGGACGCCUCUCCGGGGCUGUGGGCACAUGAGUGCAGGUGCAGGGUCCACUGUGCAUCCUUGUUUCUGGAGAGAGAGUGGCCGCUCACGUCCUGUCUGUGAACUGUCUGUGCUGGUAGCAGGCAUAGGACAGAUGAGCCAGCGCCAGUCACACUUCUGCCCCAGGUAAUAGUGCUGGAUAAUAGCGUUUUCAUAGACGAGAGUUUCUAAAGUGCACAGCUGGACCUGAAAGAAAGGGCUUCUGCCUUUCAGAAACUCAAGAGUCGGUGCCUUGGUGGUCCGGGGCCCGUGGAGUCAGAGUUCAUGUGCUGAUCUGGCCUUGGGAGCUGUAACCACGACUCUCAAAAGGCUGCCCCGUUUCAGAAGAAGGCCCAGAAAAGCUCCAGCUGCUGGCCCAGGAGGGGGCCGAGCAAGCUUGUCAAGUGUCUGUGGUUCUGGGCGUAGGGGACCCUCCCUGAGGCUGCUAACAGGUGGGAGGGAUCGAGUUUACAUUCCCUUGUGGUAGGGGAAUCCUGGUGCAGAGCGAGUGUGAGAACUAGUGUAGGACUUGAGACACGUGUGGGCUGUGUCAGCGUGGAAGUUAACCUGGCCACGCAGGAGCACGUCCAUCGAUGGGCCCACGGGGGACCUGCAGGACAGGAAGUGUCAACCAGUGGACCCAUAGGAACCUACAGGACAAGAAGUGUCAACCGGUGGGCCCACAGGGACCUACAGGACAGGAAGCGUCAAUCGGUGGGCCCAUGGGGACCUACAGGACAGGAAGUGUCAACUGACAGGCUCACUGGGACCUACAGGACAGGAAGUGUCAACUGGUGGGCCCAUGGGGACCUACAGGAUAGGAAAUGUCAAUCAGCGGGCCCAUAGGGACCUGUAGGACAUAAAGUGUCAACUGACGGGCUCACCGGGACCUAUGGGACAGGAAGUAUCAACCAACAGGCCCGUGGGGACCCGCAGGAUAGGAAAUGUCAACCAACAGGCCCAUAGGGGACCUGCAGGACAGGAAAUGUUCACCAACGGGCCCACAGGGGACCUACAGGAUAGGAAGUGUCCACCAGCGGGCCCACAGGGACCUGCAGGACAGGAAGUGUCAACUGACGGGCUCACCGGGUCCUAUAGGACAGGAAGUGCCCACCGGCAGGCCCAGAGGGAUUUGCAUGACAGGAAGUGUCAACUGGUGGGCCUGCGGGGUCCUUCAGGACAGGCAGCCCCCUGGGAGGUGAACUCUGUGAGAACUCAGAGGCCACACGGGCAGUCUGCAGUGGAGCAGCAGCGCCAUGUGGCCCCAGGAGGUUGAUGAACACCUGCAGGACGUGCGGUGCUCAAGUGAAAAGGAAUCAAGGAAGAGGUGCAGCUGCGAGAAAGGACUGGGAGCAGAGCGCUGAGCGCAGGCUGGAGUCGUUCCUGUCUUCCCCCUCAACACCUGCUUUACGCGGCCACCUUUCACCUGUGCCACUGCAGUCCAUCACCCGGUAGAUGGAGUCAGUUCUUCCUGUAGUUGUACCUGGUCUGCCUUCUAACCUGCCCACUGGGGACCCUCAGAAAGAAGAAUCUCCAGGGAGAUAAGCAAUUCACAGGAAGAUGUAAUGACGCUGAGGCCAGCUUCAAAGCAGACCAAGAAGAAACGACAAGUCCAGGGAGAAACUGGCAGAGCCAUGCUCAUGGCAUACGCCACAGAGACUGAUGGACACACAGGCAAAGUCUCCUGCAGCCGCAGGAGCUUCGACCAGAGUUGACAGGCACGGGCCAGCACACCAACCAUCAGGGCUAUGCUUUUUAAGUUUUAAUUUAGAAUAAAUGAACGUGAAAACAUUUAUAAAAAAUGGACUAAUCCAGACCACAAAGAAGCCCCAACAGAUCCAGAGAAUUGAUGUUUUCCCAGCAGUUCAGUAACAAAAGGAUGCUGUCUCUGUCCCAGACAUCUAAGAUCUUUAACACUCCGAAAUCAAGAAAGGUCUUCCCAAAUGUUUCACGGAUCAAAGACGAAUGGUGGGGGGGGGUUGUAGUCCGCGGACAUGUCUGGCGUCUGAAGCAGUGCUGGGAUGCAGCGUGCCUGGUGAGGGUCUGCCGGGGAGGAAGGUGAGGAACACGCACGCCCUACCUGUGGACUUCAGCCGAGCGGGUGUGCCAAGGGGAAGCUGUGGCCUUCAGCGCAUGUUCUAGAAAACAGGAAAUCCCGGAACUGGUGAGCUAGGUACAUCUGCAAGAGCAUCAAAUAAACCCAAGAAAGUUGAAGGAAGGGAAAAAUCAAGAUAAGAAUAGUUUUCCGUCUCCUCUGGUCAAAAAUUAAAGGAAAAACGGAAUUGGAGACUCCAUCUUAGAUGAAGCUGGGACACAGCUGUUUGCUAGACACAUAUGUGCCUGCAUGUACUUGCGAGUAAGUGUGUGUGUAUUGAAACCAUAUCCUCAGAUGCCAGGAGCCAAUAUUAAUGACUGACGAGGAACAGUGACACUGACAAGCAAGGAGGCCAGGUGGAGAGCAGUGGCCGCUGGCCUGGUUGGGAGCUGGCCACGACACAGACACAGCACCAUGCAAGGGACAGUGGUGCAGGGCGGGGGUGGCCUGAAGGUCUCUGAAGAGUGGAGAGUGCUAGGGUCCACUGUCUCACCCUCACGCCCCCUCAGGAGGUGAGGUGUGCCCUCUGGGAAAACAACCAGCCAGGCUCUGGCCUCAGACCCCAAGCAGGGGUGACGGUGAGGCAACACCCUGAAGCUGAGGCUGCUGUGGGGUUCUCACACUGCAAGUAAGACCUCCUCCCUGUCACGCCCACCUGCCCAGGAAGUUCUGUCCCGAGCUUGGCAUCAUGGUGCCAACGCCCCUCGUGCAAACCCUGUGGGGUUCUCCCUGCAGAGCUGUCUGGGAGGCAGUGCCCCCUGCUCAGUUGCCACAGUGAAGCCCUCUUCCCAGGGCCUCACCUGACCUGUGAAUGGCCAGCAGAGAUGCCAGGUGUGAGGAAGCCUCCGGCCCAAAGAAAAGACUCAGUCAGCAGGAGCCGCAAGGGCCCGGGCCUGUGAGACAAGAACAGUGUGCCGCCAGAAAACAGGAAGUAGUGCGUAUGAAAUAACGGGGCCUGAGAGAGCUCAGAGCAUCAAUCUAGGAGGAGGAGACCAGAGAAGGCAUGAGAGAACGUAGAGAAGUGUCCCGGGACACGAGUGGCCAAGUGCUGAGGAUCUACCAGGUGGCCAGCACGACAGUGAAGGGAAGCCACACCAGGGACACUGUGGUGCAGCAUCAGAACACCUGAGGCCAAAGCCUUACAUUGUUGCCAGAGAGACAGACAGGCCUGGGGCCCGAGUGAUGUCAGCUUCUCAGCCACAGGCCUGGCAGCGAGAGGACAGCAUGACCAAGCCUCCAGAAUGCCAAGGAAAAUAUAUGCCUGAAGGAAGUGACGUCGAUGGCAGACAGUCUGUAUAAUAUUCGGCUUCUGAGAGAGUUCUCAAAUGAGUAUCUUAACAAGUGCUUUUAUCUCACCUUAGAAGACAUGCUGUACGCUCCCUUAGUGCUGAAGCCGAAUGUUAUGGUUUUUGUUGCUGAGCUCUUCUGGUGGUUUGAGAACGUCAAGCCAGACUUUGUUCAACCCAGGGACAUUCAAGAGCUGAAGGACGCUAAAGCAGUGUUACAUCAUAAAAGCAGCCGGCCUCCUGUACCCAUCUCCAAUGCCACCAAGCGCAGCUUCAUGGCCAGCCCAGCCCCGCCAAGCCCAGCGGACCUGCUGCCGCCCGCCGAGGGCUGUGCCCGGUACUGCCUGCACCCAGAGGAGUCUGAAUGUCUCGGAAAAACGACCUCUGCCUUCAGUCCGUCUCACCCGUUGUUACCGCUGAGGCAAAGGCAACAGAAGGCGCUGCAGGGGGAGGACAGCCCUGAUCAGCGACAUCGAUCUCAUUCCCUAACGCGAGCCGACGGCCAGCCCCGUGCUGCAGCAGUAGCGUGGUCAGAUAAGAAAGCCAGGCCUGUGUCUCAGCCGACCCCCUUUGCUCUUCAUUACGCUGCGAGCUGCGACGUGGACCUUGGCUCUGGCGACAGCAUCAGCUUAGCUCGCUCCAUCAGCAAGGACAGCUUGGUAUCCAAUGUCGUCAGUCUGACCCCACAGAAUCAGCCUCACCCCGCAGCGGCUAAGACCAAUGGGAAAACCCUCCUGAACAACGUCAAUAUUGAGGAUGAGGAUGAGGAACUUGUGGCGAUCGUUAGAACAGAUGCUGCUCCCCACGGGGGUGACAUGCAAGUGCUGAGGUCCUCCCCUCGCGCCUCGGGCCUGACAGGUGCCAGGUCUCCCCAGAGGCAGGCGGAUGCCUCAGAGAGUAAGCCUGAUAGUUUUUUCUUGGAGCCCUUGAUGCCGGCUGUGCUCAAGCCGGCAAAAGAAAAGCAGAUCAUUACUAAGGAGGAUGAGCGUGGAGAAGGGCGGCCUAGGGGCUUCACUGCUAAGCGGUCCAGCGAGGGCCACCAGUCUUUGGUACGAAGGAAAGUGACCAGCAGUCAUGGCAGCCGCGACCUGAACCGAACUUUCACCCCUAUUGCCUGUUCAGAAUUCCCUGUGGGCAUGGACCCCACACCCCCAGAGGUGGGAUCGCUGUCAGCAGAUGCUGCAGGAGAGACGUGUGGCCGGCCUGUGUCCAGCGGCGGUUUCCACCAGCUAUCUCAGGUACAGUCGGUCGAUGGCUUCUUUCUGCACUUAGCCAGAGCUGCUGAGGACCCCGAGGGAAGGCUCAACGUGAGCUGUUUGAAAAGCCCCAGCUCUCAGGACACAGAACCAUGGGCUCUUCUGAGGCAGGACUCUGAUUCAGACGUGGUCGACAUAGAGGAGGCUGAGCACCACCUGAUUGGAGAGGACCGACCUGUCAUCGUUGCGAAGUAUGCCGGCGAGGAAGAGUCGGCGAAGCUGCAGGAGGACAUGCAGGUGAAGGAGCACGAGGACAAGGACGAUGCCAGUGGCCGCUCGAGUCCCUGCCUGAGCACCAUCUCUCAGCUCAGCAGUGUCUCUGUGGCCAGCGGGAGUGUGAAGAUGACCAGCUUUGCAGAGAGGAAACUGCAGAGACUCAACAGCUACGAGACCAAGUCCAGCACCAGCAGUUCCCAGAAGACCACGCCUGACGCGUCUGAGAGCUGCCCAGCACCGCUGACGACCUGGAAGCAGAAGAGAGAGCAGAGCCCGAGCGGGCAGGGCCGGGACCACGCCGUCCUGCUGGCCUCGGAGCUGGUGCAGCUGCACAUGCAGCUGGAGGAGAAGCGGCGGGCCAUCGAGGCCCAGAAGGAGAAGAUGGAGGCUCUGUCUGCCAGGCAGCGCCUGAAGCUCGGCAAGGCGGCCUUUCUGCACGUGGUGAAGAAGGGCAAGGCCGACAGCGUCCCUCAGCCACUCAGACCCGAGCACCCGGUGAAGGGGCAUUCUCAGCACAACGGGGAGGCCUUUGGCAAUGGUGUAUCUAAAACGGAAGAGCUCCUUGCCAGAGAGGAGGAGAGAGAAGACCUCCUCCCCGAGUCUCGGGGUGUGGACAGAGAGAGCCUGGCUUUCCUUCAGCAGCACUCACUCAAGGACCCGUCCACGCUGCAGGAGCUGGAGAAGACUAAGGUGCUGUCUGCAGCCCUGCUAGAGGACGGGGUGGGUGAUGGGGCCGACGUGAAUGAGUGCGACCUCUCCAUCGAGAAGCUCAACGAGACCAUCAGUACCCUGCAGCAGGCCAUCCUGAAGAUCUCGCAGCAGCAAGAGCAGCUCCUCAUGAAGCCCCCCUCCGUGCCAACGCCAGCCCCCAGGAACGGCGCCCAGGACCAGAAAGUGAAGACGGCGGUGCACUUUGUUGAGCCGCUCUCUCCGACUGGACUGACUGGUCACCGCAAACCCCCUCGUCUUGGCCAGGGACGGAGCUCCCGCUCUGGACGGCCAGCCGAGCUGAAGGUCCCGAAAGACAGGCAGCAGGGCUCCUCUCGGAGCAAAACCCCAACCCCGAGCAUAGAGACCCUCCCGCACCUGAGGUCGAUCCUCCCAAACAGCCAGGCGAGGACGCCCACCGACCCGGGCCUGGACAGUGGGGCAGAGCCCGGGAGUGACCCAUGUGACAAGGUGUUCUUUGACAGUUACAGGCUCCAUGACGAAAGCAACCAGCGAACGUUUGUUCUGUCCUCCUCCAAGGACACCAACAUCAUAUCAGAGCAGAUGGGCUUCACAGAGGCUCUGGAGAAGGGCGGGAAAGAGGGAGGGCUGAGUUCUUCCCGCGUCUCAGGAAAGGAGAACGUUCCCGUGGAGGAGCCCCUGAGGAGCAAGGCCAGCCUCAUCGAGGUGGACCUCUCUGACCUGAAGGCACCCGAUGAGGAUGGGGACGUGAACAUCCACGACAGCUCGGGUGGCCUGGGCAACGACUGCGACCAGAAGCUCGGGGUCGGGUUCUUCUUCAAGGAUGAGCAGAAGGCAGAAGACGAGCUUGCCAAGAAGCGGGCGGCUUUCCUUCUGAAGCAGCAGCGCAAGGCUGAGGAGGCCCGUGUGCGGAAGCAGCAGCUCGAGGCAGAGGUUGAGAUCAAGAGAGAUGAAGCCCGGCGUAAAGCUGAAGAGGAUCGGAUAAGAAAGGAGGAAGAGAAGGCCCGGCGUGAGCUAAUUAAGCAGGAGUACUUGCGAAGGAAGCAGCAGCAGAUUUUAGAAGAGCAGGGCCUUGGGAAACCAAAAUCAAAGCCGAGAAAGCCUCGGCCCAAGUCCGUCCACCGGGAAGAGUCGUGCAGCGACCCGGGCACCAAGUGCUCCUCGACAUCUGAUAAUUUGAGCCGUGCCCAGUCUGGAUCAAGCCUGUCCUUGGCGUCUGCAGCAACCACAGAGCCAGAGAGUGUCCACUCAGGGGGCACACCUUCCCAGCGAGUGGAGUCGCUGGAAGCCCUGCCCACGCUGAGCCGGAACCCAAGCAGGAGCACAGACCGGGACUGGGAGACGGCGUCCGCAGCAUCCUCCCUCGCCUCAGUGGCUGAGUACACAGGUCCCAAGCUCUUCAAGGAACCCAGCAGCAAGUCGAACAAGCCGAUAAUUCACAACGCGAUUUCGCACUGCUGCCUGGCUGGGAAAGUGAACGAGCCACACAAGAACUCGAUAUUAGAGGAGCUAGAGAAGUGUGAUGCCAACCACUACAUCAUUCUGUUCCGCGACGCAGGCUGCCAGUUCCGGGGGCUCUACUGCUACUACCCCGAUACCGAAGAGAUCUACAAGUUAACCGGCACGGGGCCCAAGAGCGUCACCAAGAAGAUGAUCGACAAGCUUUAUAAGUACAGCUCAGACCGAAAACAGUUUAACCUGAUUCCAGCCAAAACCAUGUCUGUCAGUGUGGAUGCCCUCACAAUCCACAACCACUUGUGGCAGCCCAAGCGGCCGGCAGUGCCAAAGAAGACGCAGACUCGCAAAUGACACCGGCCGGCGUCUAGAGGGUGCUGCCGAUAGCAUCGAUAUUUAUUAUUUUCAUCCCCUUGGGUACGAAGUGUGCAAAGUCAGAAACCUUUUUCAUAGAGGCUUCUACUCUGUGACAGGAAGCCCCUCCCUCAGCUCCUCGCACAUGACGGACGUGGGUGCAGCGAGGUGGAAGUGCACGCCAGUAUUGACGCCGGCACCGCCCUGCCGCCACCGGCUCCUGGGGGACGGCUGUGAGAGGCAGGAGAUGGAGGCGGGGCUGGCCUCCUACUUGAAGUUCCCCUCCAGUAUCGGUUAAAGAUGGUUUGAUUUCCUUUUCCUGCCUCUCACCUCACCCCUUUUGCACAUACCUGACACGUAGCAUGUUGGUGGGCCACAAUCUCUUGUGAGGUCCUAGUGCUGAAAAUUGAUCUUGGGUCAGGGUGUUUUAACGUCUCUAGAAAAGGGAUUCAUACUGGGGAAACCUUUUCAUUUGAGAAAUUGUAUGAUAUUUAUUGAUUGUGUCUACUGCCAACAUUUAUAUCCAAUUCUAAGAUUUCUGAAAAGAUCCUUGUUCUUUGCUGCUCAGAAAACGUUUACUGAAAAGACCAGUUCACUGAAGCACUGAAAUCUGUGAAGUCUGUCUUCUGCUAAAUAACGUUUACAAACGUAGAGACGAUGGUUUCUGACCUGCAAUCAUGAGUCAAAAGGUACUAGGAGCUGGUGCUUGCCUGACCUACAAACUGGAGCCGUCAUGACUGCCGCUGUGGACAGUGCUCUGAUGAUUUGUUCACUUUAGUAAAGACACGUUUUGGUAUUUCUCACUCUGAGCAUGUUCCCGUAAAAGGUGACGCACUUCCGCUGGCGGCUCUUUGAGUGUUUUUAUUAUGUCCUGACUGUAACUGGCCUCCUCUGUCCUGUCCUGGUUCCUGGUUCUGGAAGGACAGAUGAUACUUGUGUUUGGUCGCGUAUUUAAAAACAAUUAAAGUGGUUAUUUGCAGUUAUUUCAGAGCUCGGAGUAAGUGGAAUGGCUUUGGAUCCUUCUGUGCUGAGCGUCCGACCGUCGAUGCUUUCCCACAGCAGACACUGUCUGGAGCCGACCGCGCCCCAGCCCGUCCUCGGCACGUCAGGGCGCCUGGAGCACUGCAGCGCCUCUGUGGGACUCGGCCAGCUGCUCUGCCGUCCUGAUUUGACCCAAUGGCUGGAAGGUUCUGGAGCCACUUCUGUUAGCUUUGCACAUAUUUUCUUGGAAGUGUUACUUGAACCUACCUGGAACUGCAGAAGAAACCACAGAUCAAUAGAGAGAAAAGUUAGAUCAGUGUAACUGUUAGAUAAUUUUAGCUAGAUACACAGGUAAGUGAGCUGUGUGCCCAGGAGAGAAUGUGGUACAGACACUAGGACCCGCUGUGUGACAUUGUUAGGCCUUGCUGCGGCCUCCUCAGUCCCUGGGAGAAGAGUGUAGUUUUGGUUGGUCGCCGUUUUGUAUAUAUCGUGUUAGCCGUAGCCGCCUCUGUCUGUACAUACAUGAUGGAAGGCGGUGAUCUCUCAAGUGCUGAGUAUUAAACAGUCGUGAGUGGACCCUGGCCCCAGGCUUUUCACACGUGUGCUUGAUUUCUCACUGUACGUUUGAUACUAUGUUACCAUAUUUAUUUUAAGGAAGCACUAAAAUGUAAUAAAGUAAUUAAUUUGCUUUAUACUAGUCACACGUGUGUGAGGCUGUGACGACUCAUUUUGAUGACCAGGCGUCAUCCACCUCCAACGUCCGUUUUUACUUCACCGGCAUCCGUUUUACUGGAGAAUCUCAUCAUUCCUGCUGUCUGAGCAGCGAGACUGACUAGCUGCCUCCCGCAUGAACUCAGGAUGUGGGACAACUUACUGUCAUAGCUCAGGCCUGUUGGCCUAAGGGGGCUGCUUCUGGCACAGAAUUGGAAAAUAACAUUCCUACAGAACUUCUGCGUAAAUUUGAGAUUUUCGAAAUGUAAAUUGGUCGAUA